Nycticebus coucang (slow loris) is the source of this 4971-nucleotide messenger RNA. It is a transcript of the gene MMRN1, whose product is annotated as multimerin 1. The transcript has 8 exons. Bases 70 to 3732 code for a protein of 1220 amino acids. The record is from RefSeq and is a predicted model, not a curated record. NCBI's taxonomy places the organism in Eukaryota, Metazoa, Chordata, Mammalia, Primates, Lorisidae. Gene Ontology annotation, molecular function: calcium ion binding; protein binding; extracellular matrix constituent conferring elasticity.
AGCUCUCACAAAGGCCUGAGGACUUUGUCCCCCAAUUUCACAUGAGCUUGCUUGCUUCAAACUACUGAGAUGAAGGGGGCCAGAUUAUUUGUCCUGCUUUCUAGUUUAUGGAGCGGGGGCAUUGGGCUUCAUAACAGUAGGCAUUCUUGGACUACACCUGUGGGUGAAAACUUCCAGAAGACUAGGACCUCUGCUUUAGUUUCUCCAAAUGAAACACCACGUUUCCAAACGCUGCCCAGCACUCAGAUCACGUCUGCUGAUGAAACUACAACUCCUGAGGCAAGAACUUCUGAAGAAAGUCUUCUAAAAUCAACACUACCCCUCUCAGAGACGAGCGGACCUUCCAAGGUGAGGGACCAAACCAUCACACCCACAAGGAAGAUGGGAGAAGAAGAAGUGGUAAAGUUACCAAGCCUUGCCCUCCCUACCAACUCUACCAUCAAGGUCAGUCCCAGAGAAGAGUCUGUUGUCCUCUCCAACGCCACACUGAACUUUCUUCAGAGCUUUGCCCAAAAGUCAAGUCAACAAGCAAUCCCUCCAAACUCAGUCGGCGGCCUGGGGAAUCGAUCCCCCCGGGAAACGUACCUCACCAGAGGUGACAGCCGUCCAAGCCAAACAACUGACUUCCAAAAGCCAAGUUUUGAAACAACGAGAGGAAAGAACUGGUGUGCUUAUGUACAUACCAGGUUAUCUCCCACGGUGAUGCUGGACAACCAGGUCACUUACAUUCCAGGUGGCAGAGGAUCCUGUGGUUGGACUGGUGGAUCCUGUCCUCAGAGAUCUCAGAAGAUAUCAAAUCCUGUGUACAGGAUGCAACAUAAAAUCGUCACCUCAUUGGAUUGGAGGUGCUGUCCUGGAUACAGUGGGCCUAAGUGUCAGCCCAAAGGCCAGGAACAGCAGCAACUGAUACACACCAACCAGGCUGAAAGUCACGCAGCUAUUGGCAGAGGGUCAGCAGAGCAGCAGCGGCCACAAGACUGCAGUGACCCAGCAGUGAUACAAAAAAUGACUGACCAGAUGAACUACCAGGCGACAAAACUGACCGUUCUGCAGAAGAAGAUUGAUAACAUUUCCCUGGAUGUAAAUGAUAUAAGGAACACUUACACCUCCCUAGAAGGGAAAAUUAGUGAAGAUAAAGGCAGAGAAUUUCAAUCUUUUCUAAAAGGUCUAAAAUCCAAAAGCAUUAAUGAGCUGGUGAAGGACAUAGUAAGAGAACAAUUUAAAAUAUUUCAAACUGACAUGCAAGAGACAGUAGCACAGCUCUUCAAGACUGUGUCACGUCUAUCGCAGGACCUCGAGAACACCAGGCAAAUAAUUCAAACAGUCAAUGAAUCCGUGGUUUCAAUAGCAAUCCAGCAAAAGUCCGUCUUAAUGCAAGGAAAGAGGCCCACUUUGACUGAUAUAGUAGAUCUAAGGAAUCACAUCGUGAAUAUAAGGCAAGACAUGACUGCAACGUGUGAGAAACCGGUGAAAGAACUGGAGGAAAAGCAGUCUCAUUUAGAAAGUGCUUUACAACAGGAACGCACAAGAAACCUUCUGUAUUACGAAUCCUUCAAUAGAACUCUUUCUAAAAUGAAGGAAGUACACAAGCAGCUUUUAUCAACCGAAAAAGUAUCAGGGCAAAAGAAUGUUUCGGCCGUCCAGUCAUCUACCGAUAACGUCACGGAGUACCUGUCCACUCUCCAGGAGAAUAUGAAGGCGCAGGGUGUGAUGCUGCUGCAGGUGAUUGAUGAUUUGCACAUCCAAGACAGCAAGAUCAACAAUCUCACCAUGGCUUUGGACAUGGAGAAAGCCUCGGUCAGGGAUGAAUGUGAAGCCAUGCUAUCCAAGUGCAGAAAUGAUUUCAAAUUUCAACUCAAGGACACAGAAGAGAAUGUGCAUGUGUUAAAUCAGACACUAGCUGAGAUUCUCUUUCCAAUGGACAAUAAGAUGGAUAAAAUGAGUGAGCAACUAAAUGAUUUGACUUAUGAUAUGGAGAUUCUUCAGCCCUUGCUGGAGCAGGGAGCAGCAUCCUUGAGACAGAUAACAACACAUGGACAAUCAAAGGAAGAAGCAGUCACAAGGAAAAAGUUGGAAACUCUGGCCAUUGCUGUCAGUAGUCUAAAUUUGCUUAUUAAAGAACUUACGAAAAGACACAACUUACUUAGAAAUGAAGUUCAGAGUCAUGGUGAUAGCUUAGAAAGACGUAUCAAGGAGAAUGCCUUAGAAAUGGAAGAUGGCCUUAAUAAGACAAUGACAAUUAUAAAUAAUGCUAUUGAUUUCAUUCAAGAUAACUAUGUGCUAAAAGAGACUAUAAAUUCUAUUAAGUAUACUCCCGAAGCCCAUCAAAAAUGUACCACAGAUAUGGAAACUAUUUUGACAUUUAUUUCUCAAUUCCAGCGUUUGAACGAUUCUAUUCAGAUUUUAGUCAAUGAUAAUCAGAGAUAUGACUUUGUUUUGCAAGUUGCCAAGGCUCUGGCAGAUAUUCCUAAAGAUAAGAAACUGAGUCAGACCAGCUUUCAAAAGAUUUAUGAAACGUUCAAUGAAACCACUUCUCAAGUGAGAAAAUACCAGCAAAAUAUGAGUCGUUUGGAAGAACAGUUACUCUUAGCCAGUGAGAUUUCUAAAAAGUUUGAGACUCGGUUGCAAGGCAUUGAGUCUAAAGUGACCCAGACACUCAUACCUUAUUAUAUUUCACUUAAAAAAGAUAAUGCUGCUACAAAUGAGAGAAAUCAGGCUCUUCAACUGCAGGUGUUAAAUUCCAGAUUUAAGGCAUUGGAAGCAAAAUCCAUCUAUCUUUCAAUUAACUUCUCUUUGCUUAACAAAACUCUCUAUGAAGUUUUAAGAACAUGUCACAAUGCUUCUACAAGUGUUUCAGAACUGAAUGCUACCAUACCUAAGUGGGUAAAGGGUUCCUUGCUAGAUAUUCAGCUUCUUCAGAAAGGGCUGACAGAAGUUGUGGAACCAAUCAUUGAAAUAAAAACUCAAGCUGUCCUAUCUAAUUUAACCUGGUAUAUAGACCAAUCGUUAUCUGGUUACCUGGCAAAUGUUGUCAAGUCUCAGAAGCAAGUAAAAUCAUUGCUCAAGAAACCUAAUACACUCAAGAAACCAAUAGUGAAUGUCACCACCAUUCUGGUAGGCCGAACUCAAAGGAACACAGACAAUAUUAUAUAUCCUGUAACAGAGGAGUAUUCAGGCUGUAGUAGGUUCCCAUGCCAGAACGGGGGCACGUGUAUAAAUGGAAGAGCUAGCUUUACCUGUGCCUGCCGGCAUCCUUUUACGGGUGACAACUGCACUAUCAAGCUGGUGGAAGAAAAUGCUUUAGCUCCAGAUUUUUCCAAAGGAUCUUACAGAUACGCACCGAUGGUGGCCUUUUUUACAUCUCAUACAUAUGGAAUGACUACGCCUGGUCCUAUCCGGUUUAAUAAUUUGGAUAUCAAUUAUGGAGCAUCGUAUACCCCAAGAACGGGAAAAUUCAGAGUUCCGUAUCUUGGAGUGUAUGUUUUCAAGUAUACCAUUGAGUCCUUUAGUGCUCAUAUAUCUGGAUUUUUAGUGGUGGAUGGAAAAGACAAGCUUGCAUUUGAAUCUGAGAGUUUUAACAGUGAAGUACACUGUGAUCGGGUUGUGACUGGGGAUGCCUUAUUAGAAUUAAAUUAUGGGCAGGAAGUCUGGUUGCGACUUGUAAAAGGGACAAUUCCCGCCAAGUUUCCCCCAGCUACCACAUUUAGUGGCUACUUGUUAUAUCGUACGUGAGUUAGUAUGAAAGCCAGACUAGCACCUUUACUGAGAAGCAGCCAGUGUUUUCUUUUCUCUGCAUUCACAUCUGCUCCGAUUUGGUUUUUCUACAUAAAAUGAAAACCAAACCAACUUCCUUUAUAAUCUGAUAGAGUUGUAUGUGUAUCUCCUAAAAUUAUGUGAAUAUCUUUCGAUUAGCCUGUCUAUGAAGGAGUUCUUUUUGCUCCUAAGGAAAUGUAGUGUCACAGAAAAGUGAAAUUGUUAGUGUAACAACUCUAUUUUUGUUCCUUUAUUUUAAGUCAUUUCAAUGUAAUGUAAUAUUAUAAAAUGGCAAUCAUACAGUAUUAUCACAAUAUUAUUUUCAAUAGAGCACAAGUGUCAUUAUCCCUGGGUACAUAAAUAAAUAACAUACAUUUCCUAGACUCACAAAUUCAAAUAAAUCACUUACUCGAACACUGAAAAAUACUUUUUUAAACUUUUAUUAUACCUUUUUUGCUCUUGAAUUGCUUCACUUUACAUACUAAAAUUUUCAUUUGGAAUAAAAAUUAAGAAAGUUGAAUUAAAAAUUUGAAAUAUACUUAACUAUUGUUCUUUUACUGUGGUUAGAGGAUAAAGUAGAAAUCAAUAGUUAGUUUUGAAGAUUUACACUCGGGUCUAAAGGUAUGUAAGCAGAUCCAUCAUAUAACACCUACAGGGAGAAAAACACAACCUUUUUCUAAUAAGUAUUCUUCUAUGGCAUGCCAAUCAGCCCCUAUUCUCACAAGGGCUACGUACUCAUCUGUGUAAUGUGCAAUUUAUAGGAUGUUCACUGUGCUCUGCUCUUUUCUAUGCAGUUUACAUGUGACGUCUCAUUUCUCACUAUACCUCUUACAAGGUGGGUAUUAUUACCAUUAUUUUUAUAAUGAAAAAACAAAGACACAGAGAGGUUAAGGAGUGGACCAAGGUGCCCAGCCUGUGAGGACCAUGGCAUGAUUGGAAACAGGUGGUAUCUUCUCCAGAGCACACAUCCAUCUUGGUGCUAUAUUGCCUCCCACAGAUACAUGAAGAUUAAUUUAAUCCCUUAUCAAUGGACAUUGAAGUUAUCUCCAAUUUUUUAUUAUAACAAUAUUAAUGUAGUAAAUAUUCUUAAAAAUACAAUUAUCUAUAUGACAAAGUAUUGCUCAAAAAUAAAUUCUAAUAAGUUGCAAUAAAACUAAUAACAAAAAAUCUUGAUAUGACAAGGAUUUUUUAUGAAUUAGUGUGUUUAAUGCUCACUAU